AUGCCCACAGGGCCGCCCACCGACAAGUCCAGGCAAACGUCAGCUGGAAAGUCCUUCUUCGGGAGGAAACUUCACAAAGAGAGGCCGGUAGAUGACCACUAUGAUGGGUACGGAGGAUCCUACGACAGCUUGGCACCGCCUGGAAGUACAGCGGGCUCUCGCUCGUCCCGCUAUUCGAAACGAUCUUCCAUUCAGUCCGUCGAUAUAAACCAGCAUGACCUAGACCCCAACAGUUAUGCCCCCACGGCUGGUGUAAUUACCUCCAUUCCCUUUGAGAGUCUACCGUCAGAUACCAGAAACCCGAUUCCGAUCGACACCAUGUCUCGCCCCGACUCAUCCCGCCAUGAGCCCUCACCCAACCACCUUGGCAAAAGUGGCAGCGAUUAUCAUCAGUACCCUACUUUGGCUUCAACAUCAGCGCCGAACGGAUCCUCUCAUCCCUCUGGCCCUCGUCCACCUCCUCAUGCGUCGGGCGUAACGAUGAUCAGCAACGCUUCAGGUGACCGAGGCACCAGAUAUCAACAAUGGGGUCGUCCCGGAAGUUCAGCAGCGAAUCAUUCGAUCGACUCCUCAUCAAACUCCCGCACAUCACUUGAUCAGGCCAGCCUGUACUCAUCUCAUUCUUCCAACACCCGCGGCUCGAGCUACUUUUCCUCCGAUGGCUCCUCCCGUACCCUCACAACCUCGCACUCCGCCGAUCGUGCUACUCUCCUCCCUAGCGGAAGUGCUGGGCGUCUGUCGAAUGCCCAGGCGGCCUGGCAAGCUGCACACCCACAGCAGAUCCCGGCCGCUAUUCCUCGACCACCUGACAACUAUUUAACUCGACCCAGGGAUGACCGUAUCGUGGACCAGUUGUUUUUGGAACUGAUGCAGAAGCGAGGAUGGCAAAACCUUCCAGAGCAAGCCAAGCGACAGAUGCUUUCCUAUCCGGCCUCUAAAAAAUGGACUUUGGUUCACCAGGACCGGCUGACGGAGUUACAAGGCGAGCAGAAGAGACGGCAAAAUGCUCGCCAGACGCAUGGUCAUGAUGGGCUUUCAGGUUUACUGGAGCGUGCGGAUGAGGAAGGCAGCCCGGAGUGGUAUGUGAAAAAGGUGAUGGAUGACACUAUUACAUCCAAGCAACUCGCCAGUCUGAGCGUCAGUCUACGGACGCAACCCAUCAGCUGGGUGAAGGCGUUCGUUGAGGCUCAAGGUCAAGUGGCCCUGACCAAUGUUCUCCAGAAGAUCAACCGGCGCAAGACAUCAGGACCGGUCCCAGCUCCUCCGUCUGGCGAUAAGGAUCUGGAUCGUGAAUAUGAUAUUGCCAAAUGUUUGAAAGGCCUGAUGAACAACAAAUAUGGUGCCGACGAUGCCCUCGAACACCAAGGCGUUCUUGUUGCCCUUGUUAACUCACUAUCUUCGCCACGUCUAAACACUCGUAAACUUGUCAGUGAGGUGAUCACCUUCCUAUGUCACUGGGGUGAGGGCCAAGGUCACCAAAAAGUUCUCCAAGCUAUGGACAAAGUCAAACAUGAUCAUAACGAAACUGGCCGCUUCGAUGCAUGGAUGCGAAUCACUGAGGUUACCAUUGACGGCCGCGGGAAGAUGGGAAGCUUGGUCGGUGCCAGUGAGGAGUAUCGCAGUGGUGGUAUCGGCAUGGAGAAUCUUCUUAUGGAAUAUGCCGUUUCUACCAUGAUUCUCAUUAAUAUGCUGGUUGAUGGAGCGGAAAAUGAUUUGCAGUUACGAUGCCAUAUUCGCGCCCAAUUCAUCUCAUGUGGUGUGAAGCGUCUUCUGACGAAGAUGGAAGGAUUUCAAUAUGAGGUGAUUGACAAGCAGAUUGAGCGCUUCCGGGAGAAUGAAGCUAUUGAUUACGAAGACCUUCUCCAACGGGAGGGGAGCAGUAUAAAGGAUAGCGUCGAGGGCGAGGUCAAGGAUAUGAGUGACCCUCUCCAGAUUGCCGAUGCAAUUGCAACUAAAAUCAAUGGCACUCGCGCCCAUGACUAUUUCCUAUCGGCGAUGCAACAUAUGCUACUGAUCCGUGAAAAUGCCGGUGAGGAGGGCCUACGGAUGUUCCAGCUCGUAGAUGCCAUGAUGAGCUAUGUGGCUAUGGAUAGGAGACUACCUGAUCUUGAUCUUCGCCAAGGGUUGAAUUUUACUGUACAGAGCCUUCUGGACCGGCUUCACACAGAUGCCGAAGCCAGACGGGUGUACGACGAGUCCCUGGAAGCACGACAAAUCGCCGAGGCUGCCAUCGCGGAACGCGAUGAAAUGAAAGCCCAGGUUGAGCUUGGCGCGGAAGGUUUGGUCAAAAAGCUUCAAAAACAGAUCGAUGAGCAGGCUGGCAUCAUCGAACUCCAAGGACGACAGAACGAGACCCUGAAGGCCGAGGUGGGCGAAGUUCAGCGGCUGCGUGCCCAGGAGCUUCAACGCAACGAAUUGGAAACUCGCGAGCUCUAUCUGAUGCUCCGGGAUGCCCAGGACAUUGCUGCGUCCAAUGCUCGGAAGCAGGCCAACCCGACGGACCCAGAUCCUUCUCAAAUGCCUGGAAUUAUGGAUCGCGAGAGGCUUAUGGAGCGUCUUGAACGCCAAUUGGAGAGAACCAAGACCCAGUUCAAGCUUGAAGGCAAGGUUUGGGGCCAGCACGGCCCAUCUGACCGUCUGCGUGAGUUGCGUGAGAAGAUGGACGGAGACGGCGCCGAUUUCGACGACGAGUUUGCCGAGCAAACCCGUCGUCACCUGGACCCAGGUUCCUUGGGGUCUGUUUACCGGAAGCGUAGCCAUGUACCUGGCGUGGAUCAAGGCUCAGAGAUCGAAGGCAUGUCCCCUGUGGAUGAGAACGAAGAGUCGGUUUACGAAAAGCCUCGGUUGGUGGAGUUCCAGCGUCCGCGUAUGAACCCAGCCCAAGCCACCGGCUUGCUGGGCGAGCUUGCUUCAAAAGUGCCCAAGUACGACGACGAUUCCGAGGCUAUUGCUGCAAAUCUCUCUGAAGGGGCCGAAGAUAUCACUUCCGAGGCGAGAGAUGAAGCGCCCAAGCCGGAUACCAAAGACGCAGACCAAAAGGCCAUGCCUCCACCGCCUCCGCCACCUCCUCCACCUGGAGGUGCCAAAGCUAUCGUCCCCCCUCCGCCUCCUCCAGGGGGCAAAUCAGUUGUUCCUCCUCCGCCUCCUCCGCCGGGCGGUGCCAAGACCAUCCCGGGUCCCCCGCCCCCUCCGCCUCCCCCCAGUGGUGUCAAAGCCGGCAUGCCUCCCCCUCCACCUCCUCCAGGAGCUUCUGGGGGCUUUGGCGCCCCCCCGCCGCCGCCACCUCCCGUUCCCGGAGCUGCUGGCGGCUUUGCACCUCCCCCUCCUCCUCCUCCAAGCGCUCCUUUGGGUGCUGGCUGGAGACCUACUUAUAUGGUUCAAGACGAUGGCUCGCCUACUCUCACCGGCAUGCCUUCCAUUCGACCUAAGAAGAAACUCAAGGCCCUUCAUUGGGACAAAGUUGAUACUCCCCAAGUUACAGUCUGGGCGGCGCACGCCCCAACCCAGCAAGAGAAGGAGCAGAAGUACACUGAUCUGGCCAAGAAGGGUGUCCUUGACGAAGUUGAGCGUUUGUUCAUGGCGAAGGAGACUAAAAUCUUUGGAGCCAGCACAGCUGCGAAGCAGCGUAAGGACAAGAAACAAGUCAUUUCCAAUGAUUUGUCUAAGAACUUCCAGAUUGCGCUUGCAAAGUUCUCCCAAUUUCCUCCUGAUGAUGUUACACGCAUGAUCAUUCACUGUGACCGUGAGAUUUUGGAUAACAUGGUCGUCAUGGACUUCUUGCAACGAGAUGAAAUGUGCGCCAUCCCUGAGAACGUUGGCAAGUUGAUGGCACCCUACAGUCGAGAUUGGACUGUUCCUGGAGCUGCUAGCUCUGAACGUGAGCAGGAUCCUACAGAACUUACUCGUGAAGAUCAAAUUUACCUUGCUACUGCCUUCGAGUUGAACCACUACUGGAAGGCCAGAAUGCGGGCCCUUGCCUUGACGCGUUCUUAUGAGCACGAGUACGAAUACAUCUCGACAAGGCUGCAAGAAGUCGUCCAAGUCAGCGAGUCUUUGCGUGAUUCUGUCUCUUUGAUGAACGUUCUCGGUCUGAUUCUGGAUAUUGGAAACUUUAUGAACGAUGCCAACAAGCAGGCGCAAGGUUUCAAACUGAGCUCUCUCGCUCGUUUGGGUAUGGUCAAAGAUGAUAAGAACGAGACCACCUUUGCCGACCUGGUUGAGCGUAUCGUGCGUAACCAGUAUCCUGAAUGGGAGGGCUUCUCUGAGGAAAUCGGUGGUGUCGUUGGCCUACAGAAGAUCAAUGUUGAUCAACUGCGUACUGAUUCACUGAAAUAUAUCAGCAACAUCAAGAACGUGCAGUCAAGCUUGGAUGCGGGUAACUUGAGUGACCCCAAGAAAUUCCAUCCACAGGAUCGCGUUAGUCAGGUCGUGCAGCGAAGCAUGAAGGAUGCACGACGCAAGGCGGAACAGCUUCAGCUGUAUCUCGAUGAGAUGGUUAAAUCUUAUGAUGAUAUUAUGAUCUUCUACGGCGAAGACAACACCGAUGAGAACGCUCGACGAGACUUCUUCGCGAAAUUGGCUUCAUUCCUGAUGGAAUGGAAGGUUCGUUGUCAAAGCUUGCCCCUUGUCGCUCCAUUUCAAUGA
Penicillium macrosclerotiorum is the source of this 4644-nucleotide messenger RNA. RefSeq names its product formin sepA. Gene Ontology annotation, molecular function: small GTPase binding; actin binding. The record is from RefSeq and is a predicted model, not a curated record. Gene Ontology annotation, biological process: actin filament bundle assembly; barbed-end actin filament capping; mitotic actomyosin contractile ring assembly. Gene Ontology annotation, cellular component: mating projection tip; cell division site. Bases 1 to 4644 code for a protein of 1547 amino acids. The transcript is spliced from 2 exons. Lineage: Eukaryota; Fungi; Ascomycota; Eurotiomycetes; Eurotiales; Aspergillaceae.